Molecule: messenger RNA, 1287 nt
Organism: Tetrahymena thermophila SB210
Lineage: Eukaryota; Ciliophora; Oligohymenophorea; Hymenostomatida; Tetrahymenidae
Exons: 1
Source: RefSeq, a predicted model, not a curated record
AUGGAUAUACUUACUGUGAAUUGUUUAAUUCGAAAAAGCUUUCCAGAAUUUUUUGAAUAAAUAAAUUAAUUGAAAAUAAGGUCCAAAUAUUUGUUAAGUAAAAGAAACAAACCAAAGCAAUUAAAAAUAUUUCGCGCUUAUCAAAGAAAUAAAACACAAGUUAAAGUUUGGAGUAAGGCUAAAAAAACACAUUUAAAUAAGUAAGUAAGUUAAAAUAAGCAGAGUGAAAUGAAUACAUUUAGUGAAUAAAAGAAUAGAAGAUUUGAGUAGGGUUUUUUGGGGGACAAAAGUUAUGAAAUAUCUAUGCAUAAUUUGAAAUCUCCAACUCUUAAGCUUUCGUUUGAUAUGCAUCAUUUAAGCUUGAACAAGCAAUCGAAUUAUCUUGGCUUGAGAAACCAAAAAUACUUUAACUCAAAUUUGACAUUAAAGGAUGAUAAUUCAGGACGUAAAAUUAGGGCUCACAUAACACCUUACAGCUAAUCUAACUAUGAUUUCUAAAUAUCUUAGUUAUUGAAAUCAACUAAAAAGUUUGAAACAAAAAUAUUAGCAAACCUAACUAAAAAGUGUGAUGAGCUGUCCAAAGAUCACUAUAAAGAUUACUCGCUAGGAGGCUAGAUAAAAUCGAAUAGUUUUUAUAAUAAAAUAUUGUGCAACUAUGAUGAAAAAAGUGGAAUUGGAUUAGAAUUUUCUGUGAGAUUUUUUAACUAUAAUAGGUACAACAUCAAACUUAAUUCUUCUUCUAAGUAGGAAGUAUAAAAUGAGUAAGAAAAUUAGCAAUAAAGUGAACACAGUAGCAAUUAAAAUAAUUAAAUAAGUCUUUUGUAAAGCGCCUCAAAUGUACAAAAUGUGGAAAAGCCUUUUAAAUUUGAAUUUAGUUUUCAUUUUAAAACAAAAUCAGAUUUGGAUAAAUUUUAAUAUAGCAUUUUCACAGAUUUAUUAUUUAAAAAGUAUGAAGCUAUGAUAAGUGCAAACUUCUAAGGCAAAAGCCUGAAAGAAGUAUUGUGCUUGCUAAGAUAUAACUCCUCUUUGUGGCUUAAGCUAGUUAGCGGUAACAACGAUCCAAACAAUUAUAAUUAGGGAGGAGUAGAACUAGUUUACCAACACGACUUUAAUAAAUUCAUCCACCUAAAAAAUUAUAUUAAUUCUAAUUACACUAUCGCUACUCAGCUCUCAUAUAAUCCCUCAGAUUUUGUAUCUCUUAUUUAUUCUGCAACUAUAAACAUACAAAAAUUUAAAUAAGACAGCGAAGACUAUAAAGUUGGAUACGGGAUACAUUUUAAUUUUUGA